GUCCUCCUCUAGACCUCCAGUAAGGUGAGAAAAGCUUCGUCUAUAACUUUAAUAGGUGGGUAAGGACUAUAAUCCCUUUGUCCUUUCGCACUCCAAGGAUAGAUCCUUUACCAGGCUGAAACAUUUUUCGCAACAUGAGCGCCCAGUUUAUCAACAACCUCGGAACAUCUGCUGUAAGCCAGAGUGCUCACGUUCACGCGCACGAGACAGCAGGCGUACUGCACUCGCACGAUCUCAACGAGCAUGGUCAUACUCAUGAGCAUCUCGACCAUGCCGGCAAGUUUGCGGAGAGAGACCUGCCUGACUACUCAUCUCGUAACUUCGAAGAGAGAGGUUUCACUGUCGGCAUAGGCGGACCUGUUGGAUCUGGCAAGACGGCGCUUACGCUUGCCCUCUGCCAGCGUUUACGCAAAACGCAUAACAUCGCUACCGUUACAAACGACAUCUUUACCAGAGAAGAUCAAGAGUUUCUGAUCAAGAACAAAGCCCUCCCGGCAUCCCGAAUCCUCGCCAUCGAGACAGGAGGAUGCCCACAUGCAGCGAUCCGCGAGGACAUCAGUGCCAACAUGGGUGCACUCGAGACGCUCCAGGCCAAGUAUGGCUGCCAGCUCCUCUUCGUAGAGAGUGGAGGUGACAACCUUGCUGCAAACUACUCUCGAGAGCUCGCGGACUACAUUAUAUAUGUCAUUGACGUUGCUGGUGGCGACAAAAUCCCGCGUAAAGGUGGACCCGGCAUCUCGCAGUCAGACUUACUUGUCAUCAACAAGAUCGACAUUGCCAUUUAUGUGAACGCGUCGCUUGAAGUGAUGUCGCGCGACGCAAAGCUUAUGCGGGGUGACGGGCCGACCAUAUUCACGAGCGUGAAACACGGGCAGAACAUAGACGACGUAGCCGAGCUCAUCCUCGCUGCUUGGAGAACGGCUGGUAGUCCAGGCGAAGAAGGACCUGUCGGUGAUGAGUGAACUGGGACUUGACUGGGACAAUGUAGUUUUUAGCAGCAAAUGUGGUAUGAGUGACUGUACGAUACGGAAGACUACUCCUCAGAAUUGGAACGAUUGUAGCCUGAACAUUCCAACGAUACGUGCUAUGAUUUUAUGAUAUGAAUUCGC
This is a messenger RNA of Coniophora puteana RWD-64-598 SS2, 1109 nucleotides long. Its product is annotated as urease accessory protein UreG. The transcript is spliced from 6 exons. Bases 135 to 962 code for a protein of 275 amino acids. Lineage: Eukaryota; Fungi; Basidiomycota; Agaricomycetes; Boletales; Coniophoraceae. Gene Ontology annotation, molecular function: nickel cation binding; GTPase activity. The record is from RefSeq and is a predicted model, not a curated record.